Molecule: messenger RNA, 2322 nt
Organism: Sclerotinia trifoliorum
Lineage: Eukaryota; Fungi; Ascomycota; Leotiomycetes; Helotiales; Sclerotiniaceae
Source: the annotation of a GenBank genome assembly
CCAUUAUUUAAUUAUUUUCAUAUAAUUAACAGUCGACCUUCCAAUUGAUGCAUUUCUCGCAUACUGCAUGCAAUCCUCGGACACAUUUUUCACCCUUUACAAAUUCUUAACUUGAACUAUAUACUCAUAAACGCUUUGUCCAGCCUUCCUUUUUGAAAGCCUUUUAACAUUCAAUAAAAGCCCUGACCCGUUACGACCUUCUCAACUUUUAGAUUAUAUUUUUGACCUGCAAUCUACUUCACUAUUUAGCACUGAGUCCGAAGAUCUUGGAUAUUUCAAGAUGACUAUUUCCAAUGACAUAAAACCCCCGAAAGGGUCAAAACAGCACGCACGAAAGCGCAAGAGAGAUGGCACCUCAAGUGAACAUUCAAGUCCCACAUCUCCCAACGAAAGUGGGAAAAGAAAUAAACGUGCCACGAGAGCAUGUGAGCGUUGUCGUAAUAAAAAGAUAAAAGUACGCAUAUCAAAGCAUGAGAAACCUUUACCAAAAUUCUAAUGGUAUAAUAGUGUGAUAUUGAACGGGACAUUGCUUGCAAUGCGUGUGUCGAUGCCAAUGUGGUAUGUGAGGCCGGCAACGGAAAGCACACGGAGGACAAAAAGUAUCCUCCAGGGUGAGUAAUUUAAUUCUAUCAUAUGAAUAGUAUCUGACGUAAGCAUUCAGAUACACUGAAUCCCUAGAGAACACCUACCAAGCAAUGGUACUUGUUAUAGACAAGCUAUGGCGAAUGGUAAAGAGUAGAGAGGAAUGGACUUUUUCAGAGCCUCGGAUGAAGGAUGGUGGAAAGGGGCCUGUAGUCAUUCAUGACAUAGCUCAGGCACUUGGCUGCAUACGUAAUGCACCUGGUCUUCCAGAGUGUUUCAUUGAAGAUGCGCCAGCUCUAUUGACCCGCUUGUCCGCAGAAGAAAUGUCCAAAGUCAAGAAGGAGGUUCAGACGGAGGGUAACAUGUCUACCGAGGAGCUUUCACCAGAACAACAACUCAAAUGCGCCAAAUCCUUGCCCGAAUUCCAGGUUGAAUCACCAGUCGAGCUCCCUCCCCCAAGUUAUUCGAGCCAUUUCCCUACCUCGUCCGAGGUAGAGUAUCUCAACACAACUAAGCCUUCCAUUCAACGCCAGCUUCAAUCACCCAAAAGCCUCCCAUCACCGGCACCAACAUCAAGAUCGGCAGCUAUCGAUCAAAGACCCGACACUUCUAGUUUGUCACAUGAGGCUUCGAUUAGAUCGGCAAGGACGAGUCAAAACGCAAGCGUCAAUAUGCCCCAUGGAAAUAUGAUAAAUAACUUACCAUCAAAAUUUUCUAUGGGGUCCUCAUUCAGCAGUCGAAACCCUGCAACUUUGGACAGCCGCCGAGUACCCGGUCUGACGAUACAGCCUUAUCAUUAUCAAGAACAAUCUACAUUAUCUGCCUCUACAGUAUCGUCGUUCUCGCCUACCUACCAAACGAACUCGCCCUUUCAAUCUACCGUCUCAUCAUUUUCGCCCGCCUACCAAGCGAAUUCGCCGCUUACAUCUUCUGAAAAUUCCUACCAAACAGAUUCUUCUUCAUCUUCAUCACCAUACUUAUCCACCUUGCAAAAUGACCCCUAUCUCUCCCCGAAUUCGCCUCUCGGCGACUUCUCAGAAGCGCCAUUCCACGAUCUAAACACGCUAUUGUUGAACAAGCAAGCUGCUAGCAGCUACUUUGACCGAUCGCCUUACCUAGAGCCUUGCGACACCGUUUUUGACUUGGACUUUAAUGACUUGAGUGGGUAUUCAUUUUCUGCUGAGGAUGAAUUUUACAGCCGGGAAUUAUGCAAUAUUUGAGACGACUUGGUUUAAGGAGAGGUGUAUUACGUCUUACGAGAGACAGAACUAUUUGACGAGGUCACGAUUUACUGGCUACGGAGUUUGGGGAACGGGGAGCGAUACCAUGGCGGUCUUGAUGACACAAAAUGUCAACGUCGGGAUUUAGGUUGGCUUGGAUUGGUAUACACUUUGUACAUUUAGGAUUUGCUGCAACUUUAUUUCUGGAAGUUGGAAGUACGGAUGAACAGGCCUGAGUAGUAUUCUUUUAUUGUUGAAGAGGGCUAGUCAGCCAAAGAAGUACUCUAGGGUCUCAGCGCAAAACUCUACAGUAAUCUUAAUUUGCUCUAGAGUGGAAAGAAACUACACUCCGAGCGUAUCCAAUAGAAGAUACUUUCUCUAUCUUUGGUAGUAAAGUGCUAAAUUCUAACAGAGUGACGCACAUGUUCUCGGCUCCCACAUCGUAGGAUCUGCAAGACAAAUGGACCUUACUUCAUGAUGAGUGAAUCGGGUCUUUACUAUCUUCUAGGGUAUCAAAUAU